AUGGCGUUUGGCUUUGCUGAGAGGGGUAUCAAGGUAUCACUCUGGGAUGCAAACGCUGAGAAUGUUGAAAAGGUGAUGAACAAAGUCGAAGGAGAAAGGGGAGUGCAGGAGAACAUACGACCAUUCCGCGACAUCCAUGAGUUCGUUAAAAGCGUUGACGUAGCAAUCGAUCAGGACGGACGGGGUCGUCGACCCUUCAUAUUCUCAAUCACCCAUGGCUGGCCGGCUGAUUGUGUCCUGGCCUCAAUGAUGGAUGAUCUUGAAGAUGGAGACAUCAUACUCGACGGGGGCAAUGAAAACUAUCGAAACACCGAACGAAGACAGGAAGAGGUGGAGAAGCAGGGAGUUAGUUGGAUUGGGAUGGGGGUGUCAGGGGGUAAUCACUCGAUCAGGCGUGGACCUAGCCUAGCGCUUGGAGGCGACUCUGAUGCCAUUCGGGUUGUGAUGCCCCUGUUGAAAGAGUUUGCAGCGCAGGACGCUCGAACCGGUGAAUCUUGCGUGGCGAAUGUCGGAACCAGGGGUGCAGGCCACUAUGUCAAGAUGGUUCACAACGCAAUUGAGAAUGGGAUGCUGUCCACCAUAUGCGAGGCCUGGGCGCUGCUGCACUAUGGCCUGGGCAAAUCAUACGAUGAAAUCGGUGAUAUAUUUGAGAACUGGAACACUGAAGGGCCCUUGAGGAAUACGUUCCUCAUCCAGAUAGGGGCCAGUAUCUGUCGAGAAAACAAGAAAUCAUCUGGGGAGGACGCCGGCAAGAAACAAGCGGGCGACAAGCCCAACCUGCUCGAUAACAUGUCUGAUGUAGUAGGGCACGGAGAUGAUGAUGACACUGCUGGCACAUUGUAUUGGUCUGUUAUGGAAGCUGCAGACCGGCACGUCUCUUGCCCCAGCAUCGCAGCAGGCCAAUUUCUCAGAGUUUCCAGUGUGAACAGGAGACAACGACUCAGAGUGGCUCAGAAACUAGGUAUUGCACCGCCGAAGAAGCUCACGCAUAUCCAUGAUGUCCCGACAUUCAUCGAACAGCUUCGAGACGCAGCGUACGUUUCCAUCCUGGCUUCAUUCUGUCAAGGACUCGAGCUUAUUGCCCGUGGAUCCAAGGAUGAGAAAUGGAACACAAAUUUAGGGGAUUGUCUGAAGAUCUGGCGGGCUGGUUCCAUCAUCCAGGCAGAGUACAUAUCAGACCUGCUGAUGCCGGCCUUGACAUCUGGAGCUCACAUAAUGAACAUGAAGCUAGUGGAUGAAGUUGCUGAUGCCAUGAACAAGAAUUUUGAUCCCCUGAAACAGGUCGUCUUGAAGGGAACCGAGUCUGAUGCGUAUAUACCUUCCUUGUCUGCGAGCUUGGAGUAUCUGAAGUAUGAAGGAGCCAAAAUGCUACCAACGCAGUUUAUGGAGGCAGAGCUGUCUUUCUUCAAUGCCCAUCGUUAUGAAUGGCCGGGUAUCAGGGGGUAG
Molecule: messenger RNA, 1446 nt
Organism: Nannizzia gypsea CBS 118893
Lineage: Eukaryota; Fungi; Ascomycota; Eurotiomycetes; Onygenales; Arthrodermataceae
Exons: 1
Coding region: 1-1446 (481 amino acids)
Biological process (GO): pentose-phosphate shunt; pentose-phosphate shunt, oxidative branch
Cellular component (GO): cytosol
Molecular function (GO): phosphogluconate dehydrogenase (decarboxylating) activity; NADP binding
Source: RefSeq, a predicted model, not a curated record